ACAAUAACAACAGCAACAACAACAGCAGCAACAACAAAUAUUAAAGAAAAUAUAAGAAAAAUAUAAAUUAAUCAGAAUGUAAAUUGGUGGGGAGUACUAAGCUCGCAGGUGUUUGUUCUUAUCUGUAAGGUGCGAAACAGAUAAAUAAAAACUCAAUCGAGAACUCCGAACAUAUCGGAACAAAUUAAUUCGAUUUAGAAAUAUCGAAUAAAACCAAUAAAAAAUCAACUAUAAACAAAAACAACAACUGCGAAAAGAAACAAUCUACAUUAGAAAACAGCUUUUUUGAUAAGCCUUUCUGUUUCGAAAGCGAGUCAUAAUUACUUACUUUCAGUGGAGAAAACAAAGCGCAUGUAAACGGUGGUGUAGCAGGGCAAAGUGAAAUUGAACGGUGAAAAACAUAAAAAUUUCAAGAAUUAGACAACUUGAUUUUUAUGUACAAAUACAUUGCGGAAGCUUCGAAUUUAAAAAAUAGCAAAUAAUAGCAAUGACCUCAAACGAUUACAUCACAGGUAACGGUUCCAGCACUGCAACUAAACGCAGUUCCAUAACUGUUAACCGUAAUGGCGCCGCCCCACCAAUUGAGUUGAGUGAAAACUUUUACAUUAUCAACAAAAGGAAGAGUAAUGUUAAAAUACAAGUUAAGCUGAACGGUGCUGGCAUAUAUUUACGUCGGGAAACGGAAGAAAGUGACCAGAUUAAUGAACAGCUUAUACGCCUCGAGGAUAUAAUAGGCAGUCGGUACGGUUUACGUAUAAAGAAAAAUAAAAGUGCACUUCGUUCCUGCAAACGCAUAUCGGACGUUGAAGACGACGGUAGUGUAAGUGCCGCGGGUGUGGGAGCUAAUGGAGAACCUCAAAAAGAUAGUAGUGCUUACUUGUAUAUUUACGCUUAUGUUAAACGCGAGAAACCUUUCCGACGUAAUCAAACAGUACGCAUAUUACGUUUUCGCACACAUGAAACAUACGAACAAAACCUAAAAAUAGCAGAACGUUGGCAUCACGGAAUACGUAUCAAUAAAGAUGGAUCACAUAAUUGGGCCAUGGAACGUAGGCAGCUAUUGAUAUUGUUAAAUCCUAAAUCGGGUUCAGGAAAAAGUCGUCAACUAUUUCAGAACCAAGUGGCACCUGUGCUCAAAGAAGCAGAAGUAUCUUAUGAUUUGCAAAUAACUACACAUUCAAACUUUGCAAGGGAUUUGGUGCGAACACGUAAGGAUCUGUUGAAACAAUAUAGUGGAAUAUUAAUUGCUUCAGGUGAUGGCUUAUUCUAUGAGGUACUUAAUGGUUUAAUGGAACGUAGUGAUUGGCGUUUGGUUAGUCAACACAUGCCGCUUGGUAUAAUACCAUGUGGUUCAGGUAAUGGUCUAGCAAAAAGCAUAGCGCAUUUGUAUAAUGAACCUUACGAACCGAAGCCCAUUCUGCAUGCUACAUUGGCUUGUGUUUCUGGGAAAACAACGCCUAUGGAUAUUGUGCGUAUAGAAUUCGGUAAAAGUGCAAAGAGCACAGAAAUUUAUUCGUUUCUCUCAGUUGGUUGGGGACUUAUAGCUGAUGUAGAUAUUGAAAGUGAACGUUUACGUUCGUUGGGUGCUAAACGUUUUACACUUUGGACUAUUAAUCGUUUAAUAAGUUUGCGUACGUAUAAAGGAAAACUAUGGUAUCUACCCUGGGAGAAGGAGAGUAAUGAUAAAAAAGUAUCAAUUAAUAACCAUAACAAAGCCAAUGAUAAUGUGACAAUAAAUAAUGGAAAUUGCUAUGAAGACGUAAAGCCACAGAAUGAGUUUGUAGAUACAACAGAGUUUCAUGAUAUUCUCGAAAUACCUGAGGUUGAUUUGGAAAAUGAUGACGAAUUCGAGGAUGCUAUGUCGUUAAAUGCUAGCUCACAUUUAAAUGUGAAUAGCUGGAACUCAGCUAUCUCAAGGCAAACUGCUUAUUUUUCACUUGGUGGGCAGAGCAGUAUACGUUCACGUCGCAGUAUUUUAAGCAAAAUUGAAACCGCCAAUGCAGAACUGGAAGCGAAACCACCUACAGCUACAAUACCAUCAUUGAGUAUGCCGCUUUCUACUGAUACUUGGCGAUACGAGGAGGGCGAGUACGUUAUGGUGCAUACUGCUUCUACAACACAUUUAUCCAGCGAUUGUCUUUUCGCACCAGAGUCUCAAUUGAAUGAUGGGAUUAUUUAUAUGGUGAUUAUACGUGCAGGCGUCAGCCGUUCUCAGCUUAUUCCCUUUUUCUUGAAUCUAAGCACUGGAACACAUUUGCCCGAAUCACCCACAGAACAUAUACAAGUGAUUAAAUGUCGAGCUUUUCGUAUUGAACCCCAAGGUGAAGAAGGCAUUAUUACUGUAGAUGGUGAGCGUAUCGAGUAUGGCCCGAUACAAGGGGAAAUAUUACCAGGUGUAAUUAAUGUUAUGGUACCAAAUGGAAAGUAGUUAUACAAGAGGUACAAUAUAGUAUAUAGAUUUGUAUAAUAUAUGUAUUAGUGCACAAAGCAUUUUUGUGAUAUAAAUUUUAAUAUUG
This is a messenger RNA of Teleopsis dalmanni, 2516 nucleotides long. It is a transcript of the gene Sk1, whose product is annotated as sphingosine kinase 1. Gene Ontology annotation, biological process: sphingosine biosynthetic process. Gene Ontology annotation, cellular component: membrane; cytoplasm; intracellular membrane-bounded organelle. The transcript has a single exon. Bases 488 to 2428 code for a protein of 646 amino acids. Lineage: Eukaryota; Metazoa; Arthropoda; Insecta; Diptera; Diopsidae. The record is from RefSeq and is a predicted model, not a curated record.